CUUCACCUCGUACAAUUACCAUCUUCACAGCUGCCGUUAUUGACUGUCGAAAACUGGUGAUUCUCAGUUCUUCCGCUGAACUAUUUCCUCCGGAGAAGAUAUUAUAAUCACUUGGGUUAUCUGCUCUGAAUAGGAAUUUGUCGCCGAUGUCCUGGACUCCUGGUUUUUUAUUCGCAACCGCCGACCAGAUUGCUUCAAUGUAAAUCGCAUCUUCGUGCAAGAAGUCAACGUGUAUUCAUACGGAAUUAGAAGCUUUCCUUCCACUUGAUGAUAUCAAUAUCACAAAGCUUCUUCCCCAAUCAGCCGGAUCCUUCUUUCUAGUUUGAUUGAAUUGAGGAAGAAGAAGCCAUAUAUGGGUCAAGCUCAGAGCGAGCAUUCAGUAGCUGCUUGUUCAGAGGAGACGCAAGUCAAGACUCAAGGUUCCUCCCCUGCUACUUCCAUGGAAUCUCUCGUAGCAGAAGCUGCAGCUUAUGGCGAUUCUGCUGCCGAGAAUGAGUCUCCAGAUUCCAAGGCUGAGAAGGCACUGGAGUGCCCAUGCAUAAGUGAGCUACGAAAUGGCCAGUGCGGGGCUCAAUUUUCCGAUGCUUUCCUUUGUUUUCUCAAGAGCACUGCUGAGGAGAAGGGAUCAGAUUGUGUGCACCCAUUUGUGGCCCUGCAGAAUUGUAUCAAGGUGAACCCUGGGGCAUUUUCAAAGGAUGUUGUAGAAGAAGAAGGGGACGAGGUGAAGAAAGAGGAAGAGCCAGUGAAAUAUAGGAUCAGCCCUCCUUCAUGGGCAAGAGAUAAAACGCCUUCUAGCCCAAAGUCAAAGCUGUAAGAAGAGCUGAUAUGAGAUGAGAGUAUAGUUCCAUGAGCAUCACUGUUGGAAGAAAGAAGGUGCAACCAUUCUUUCCACCUAGGAUUAGUUUAGUUCAUUGCUAAAGUCAAUCAAAGUCAGAUGGACGACUCAGGCGGGGCUUAAUUGGGGUUUGAUCAGGUUUCAUGUCAUGUCAGUAUGUUCAUUUCUCGAUGUUGUUAGAGAGUUCACUCAUGUAGUAAUUUGGAUGAUGACUUGCAUAAUUACCAGGGCGGUAGCAACCCUUGGGUGGCCUCAGCUCCCCGAGAAUCUUGAAAGUUACUUGAAAGUUACGUAUAAAAAAAUGCUCGGUAUUAUAAAUAUAAACGUUAAUAAUAGGG
This is a messenger RNA of Linum trigynum, 1173 nucleotides long. The record is from the annotation of a GenBank genome assembly. Lineage: Eukaryota; Viridiplantae; Streptophyta; Magnoliopsida; Malpighiales; Linaceae.